CUUCUUCAUCAGACAAAGAUUGUCGCUGACGUUGUGCGGUUGUGCUUCUUGGAUAAGAUCGCACAACCACUCACAUUUUUUUGUGAAUAAAAAAUACCAACAAAAAACCCCAAAAAAAUCAUUAAAAAAAUCAAAAAAUCAUCCAAAAAAAUCGCAAAACAGUGAAAAGCAACACAAACAAACACACUACACUAAAACGUUAUUUUCAUUUUCGCAAAAAAAAGUCGAGAAAUCGAGUGCGUAGGAAAGAAUCGUGUGUGAAAAAGCAAGAAGCGUGAAUCGUCGAAGAAUUUUCCCCUUCGUGAAAUCUAGCAGCCGCAAAACAGCAUCAGCAUCUCUCGGUCCAAGUCUGCCAACACAUCGUGUUUCCAAACGCAACGCCACAGCAGCAACAACAGCAACAGCAGCAACAGCAGUACAGCGCAAUCAGCUUUCGAAGGAAGCAAAAAAAAAGGUCGCUUUCCCUUUCCUGUGCCUCUGUCUCUGUCGCUCGCGUUCGUUCGUUUGCUUCAACCCGGUUUGCUGUGUGUGGAGUUAUCGAAGCCGUCGUAAGCGGACGUGUCGCUGCCUCGUAGUGCGUGGUUCGCGUGUGUGGAAUUUUUAGGAGAAACUCCCCGCGUUCCCCAGUGUCGUCCUCCCCCCGGUGGGCUCAGUGCGAACACCGAUUAGGAGUGAAAGUUUCGGUUCCAACGUCCGGAACGUCCAACCCAACACCACCGGUAGCCAGCAGCAGCCCUCACCGCGUGUUUCGGUUGAAAUAAUGAAUCCUGGUGCCCCGAACUACCAGAUGGCUUCUCUGUACGUCGGUGAUCUGCACUCGGACAUCACCGAGGCCACGCUUUUCGAGAAGUUUUCCUCGGCCGGACCGGUGCUGUCCAUCCGCGUGUGCCGCGAUGUAAUCACACGUCGCUCCCUUGGCUACGCGUACGUCAACUUUCAGCAGCCAGCCGAUGCUGAACGUGCGCUAGACACGAUGAACUUUGAUCCGAUCAAGGGUCGCCCGAUCCGUAUUAUGUGGUCUCAGCGUGAUCCAUCGCUACGUAAGUCCGGUGUCGGCAACGUGUUCAUCAAGAACUUGGACAAGAAGAUCGACAACAAGGCAAUGUACGAUACGUUCUCUGCGUUCGGCAACAUUCUGAGCUGUAAGGUCGCUCAGGACGAGAAGGGCCAAAGCAAGGGUUAUGGUUUCGUACACUUUGAGACGGAGGAGUCGGCCAACACCUCGAUCGAGAAGGUAAACGGUAUGUUGCUGAACGAGAAGAAGGUCUACGUCGGACGCUUCAUUUCGCGCAAGGAGCGCGAGAAGGAGCUCGGCGAGAAGGCGAAGCUGUUCACCAAUGUGUACGUGAAGAACUUCGGCGAGGAUCUGACCGAGGAGGCGCUGCGUGAGAUGUUCGAGAAGUACGGCUCGAUCACGAGCCACCGCGUGAUGACGAAGGAUGGCAAGAGCCGUGGCUUCGGCUUCGUGGCGUUCGAGAGUCCGGAGGCGGCCGAGCGUGCCGUGCAGGAGCUGAACGGCAAGGAGCUGUCCGACGGCAAGCUGCUGUACGUUGGCCGCGCUCAGAAGAAGAACGAGCGCCAGAUGGAGUUGAAGCGUCGCUUCGAGCAACUCAAGAUGGAGCGUCUCACGCGCUACCACGGCGUGAACCUGUACGUGAAGAACCUGGACGACACCAUCGACGACGAGCGCCUGCGCAAGGAGUUCGCCCCAUACGGUACGAUCACCUCGGCAAAGGUGAUGCUGGACGAAGGCCGCUCCAAGGGCUUCGGAUUUGUGUGCUUCUCGGCACCGGACGAAGCAACCAAGGCCGUAACGGAGAUGAACGGACGCAUCGUGGGCAGCAAGCCGCUGUACGUUGCGUUGGCUCAGCGCAAGGAGGAACGCAAGUCGCACCUGGCCAGCCAGUACAUCCAGCGUGUGAACAGCCUGCGCAUGCAGCACAUCGGCCAGGUUUACCAGCAGAGCGGCAGCUACUUCGUGCCAACCAUCGCUCAGCCGCAGCGCUUCUACGGUCCGCAGGUCGCACCGGUCCGCACUGCUCCGCGCUGGUCCGCAAAUGCACAGGUACCACGCACCCCGGGCAAUCAGAAUGUAGCCGCAAACGCUCCUGGUGGUGGCUAUCCGACGAUGGGCGCAACCAUUGCCACCAACAAUCCGUACCGCCAGGCGGGUAACGUACGCGGCGCUAACCAGCAGGCUCCGAAUGCCCAGUCGGCUCAAGCAGCAUCUGCUGCCAUGCGCAACCAGGCCCGUCCGAUCACCGGCCAGCAGACGGCGGCCAACAUGCAGACGCGUCCGGUUGCUCCACAAAUGACAGCUGGUCAGGCUCGUGGCGCAAACUUCAAGUUCACACAGAACAUGCGUAACCCGCAGGUACCGCAGCAGGUCCCGAUUCCGGCGCAGCCAGUCGCACAGCAGGCUGUGAUUGUCAAGGGACAAGAGCCGCUUACGGCCUCCAUGCUGGCAGCUGCCCAACCGGCAGACCAGAAACAAAUGCUUGGCGAGCGUCUGUUCCCAUUGAUUGAGACGAUGUACCCGCAUCUGGCUGGUAAGAUCACCGGUAUGUUGCUCGAGAUCGACAACUCGGAGCUGGUGCACAUGCUGGAGCACAGCGAGUCGCUCAAGGCGAAGGCCGAAGAGGCCGUGGCCGUGCUGCACGCUCACCAGGCCAAGAACCAACCGAACUAAACCUGUGGAUACGAUGCUGCUGCGUUUUGAAGGCGAGAUGGGAAUGUAAAAGGAACGCCGAAUCCGUGUCCUGCAAUAUCCUUUAUGACUACUUCUCUCUCCACGACGGUUCGAUCAUCUUUAUUUCUCCCUCCUUUUGCCACGUAGAUAAUCCGUACUUAAACAUUUGCAUUUGCCUACGAGCGGUAAGACUCAGUUGAAGGAAAUAUAGAGCACGUUACUUCGCAAUAUCGCAACUGUGUUGUGUAUCGGGCCAGUUGUCUCGAGGCUACCGUUUCGGAAAACCGAGAAACGAAGGGAGAAUUUUCGUGCAGAAAGGAGUUAGCAGAGAUGGGCGUUGAUAGGGGUAUGGAUUUUGGUGGACCUUCGUAUAUUUUUUUUCAUUAUUCACAAUCAAAUAUUGAAUAUUUCAUUUACUCGUCGAUGCAAGCGGAACACGAUUUCCCAGCUUAUGCGUAGCUCUUCACGCACGCGACAUAAAUUUCUUAUUACAUUAAUAUAAUCUUUCAAAUAUUAUAAAAUAACAAAAAAAUUAUAUAUAAAUAUAAAAAAUUACAAAAAAAUAGAAAACAAACUAUGAAAAAGGAUAAAAAGGAUGAAAAAGGAUAAAAAGAUUGCAAAAUAAUACUGACGUUGCCCCUGAAUCUGGUUGGGGAACGGCAGUAGGAAAAAAAUAUUGCAAAAUGAAAUGCGGCAGAAAAUGGCAGAAAACAAAAAAUCGCAAAAACCAAGAAAAUGAAAUCGUCAAAAAGUUAGAUUGGGGCAAAAGAAGAAGGUACCUUCGGCAAAUGAACCAUAUUUUUGUUUUUGUAACAACAAACGAUAACUGCAACUACUGAGCACUGGUAGGUGUAGGAUUUAUGGAACAUUUAGCAAAGAGAGAACUACUAGGAAGGAAGGUAAAAGCACCAGAAUUUCAAGCAGAAAGGAAAGAUCGGAUUGUAAAGUUCUGUAUAACACAUUGAUAUUGAAUUAUGGAAAAUCAAUUUAGAGGAAAUGAGGAAAUCUAUCGGAUUGAAAAUAAGCGAUUGAAAGGAGCAAUGUAGGAGCACUGGAAAAUAGCUUGGUAUUUAAAAAACACGAAAAAAUGUGAAUCAUUCAAAGAAACGGCAAAAGGAAAAUACUAAAUUAGAAAACAAGGAUCCUAUUUCAAUGAGAUGCAACAGAGCAACCGAUGCGACAUUCUGAAUAUAAACGAAAUAAAAGCAAAAAACACAAAAAGUACCCAAAAAAAGUGAAAAUAUAUAAAAACAAAAAACAGAAAAACGUACGUGAGCGGAUAGAUAUGGAAGAAAAGGUAAGCAA
This is a messenger RNA of Anopheles coustani, 3994 nucleotides long. RefSeq names its product polyadenylate-binding protein 4-like (gene pAbp). The transcript is spliced from 4 exons. Bases 761 to 2689 code for a protein of 642 amino acids. The record is from RefSeq and is a predicted model, not a curated record. Gene Ontology annotation, cellular component: ribonucleoprotein complex. Gene Ontology annotation, molecular function: RNA binding. NCBI's taxonomy places the organism in Eukaryota, Metazoa, Arthropoda, Insecta, Diptera, Culicidae.